AGACAUCUUCUGACCGUUGUUGAGGGAUGACUAGGACUACUUAUCUUCCUCUCUAGAAGUCUGUGAGGAAUCAUCAUCCUGUUGAAACUACUCGAAAACACUCUAAAGGUCCAACUGCUUCAAUAUGCCUCUAUGCACUUUGCUAGAGCCCAAUCCUCUCCCCGCAGUAACAUAGCUUUCCAGCCCUUCGCUGGUGGCUAAUUGGCAUGAUCGACUCGACCACUGGAAUUUCAAGACCGAAGACCCACAUGCGAUAGCAGUCAGUUCGUCCACUCAAGUCAUAAUGCCUCAGUUUUCGAUUUGCUUGCUCUUCUCAUCCUGGUCGGUGGAUUGCAGGACUGCUUCCAGUAACCAACCCGCAAAUCCGAUCUCCUCCAAACUUUGGUCCACCUCAACCUCUCGGAAUAUAUCUGAUCUUGUUUGCAUGUCAUCCAAGAGACGCAGUUCCUAUGGAGAGGACGCGGCGGUAAACAGCCGCUAAGCUAUCAGCAGAUAUAUAUAUUUUUAAGCAGGUAGCACUGAACACAACUCAACCCGAUGCGUUGAAUACCCAUUUUCUAUUCCUUUUAAGUACAUCAAUACUAAAGAACACCGCACACCGUCUUUGCAACUCUAAUAUAUUAUUGCAGGUCCAUGCGGGUGAUAUCGUGACGACUCUGCACAGAUGCAUAUAAGGGUACACAUUUCCGUCAACGUUCGUCAGUGUGAAGGAUUCCCGAGUGAAGAUACAGGCUGUUGUGGAGCAUGGCGGAGAACAUCCUCUAACAAUUUGGGACCAGCCGAUCCUGUAAGGGAGGUGACCUAUUGAGAUUUCAACGCUCAUCCGGCCAUCUGUCUUGUAAAUCUACAUUCAGACCACCUCUGGUGAGGCGAUUACCGUUCUCAACUUUGAAGUUUGUUUUCAUUCAUAUAGUCACCAUGGCAUGACGGAUAUACUUGGGGCCCCAAGGUACGAGUGUGGGACAUUGUACCUAUGUUUACACCGACUCUGGGAAACUACGUGACAUGGCUCGCGAUGAAUCCUCAACAACUCUGAGAAUCACUAUAACGACACGGUUGCCAUGAAGAUGCGUCGCAACAAGCCUUCACCUUCCUUUUGACGAGUUAGCACCUCCGGAAGUACCGUUUGGAGCCUGCUAGGCACCGGCGGUCACUGAUGUUUGCAAUACAACUCAAGAAGUGCUCUGAAUUCUGGUACUGAUUGAUACAUAUCACCAUCCAAACCACACGGUACUUCAUACCCCGGAUCCAAAUCAUAAACUUUAAAGGUCGAUCUUCUGUUCUCUGUACACUGCCGCUGAAUGAUGUUAGAUAUCCUGAUGUCCAUAAUGACUAUGUGAAACCGAGCCCCAGGUUCCAGUAUGCUUUCCCCACUUCUUUAUCUGUUAAUCUCCCGUGUCUUCGUCCUCGGGCAGGACCUGUCAAUACCCACAGGAUGGCGGUCACCAAAUUCGUCUCGCUCCUGGAAUGAGCGAGUUCAGAUCGCCCAGGCCUUACUCGACACCAUGAUUCCUAUGUACGAUGCGACCAGUGGACGACUUAAUAAUCUUACGUACGGCCAAAAUGGACACAUGCUCUCUUCCAUUGCAUUGCAUGAUUUAGUCUCAGGAAACCAAGACAACAAUGUCAUCGUAUCGAAUUGGCUGGGUGCAAAUGCGGCUGCCCUCUCGCGAGGAUCUGGUGUCCUGAUGUCGCCAGCGAAACAUUGUACGUCGUGGGCUCUUGCGGCGAUGAACGCGUAUCGUGCAUAUGGGAGAGACCUAUUCCUCAGUACUGCGACUGCCGUUUGGAACCAGAUCAACGACGGGUGUGUCAUUACAGCAGAUGACGCGACAAAGGGAUCGCAUCCUAUCAAGACUGUCACAUUGCCGGCGCAAUGCAAUGGCACAUCAGUUGUAGGCGGCGUCUUCCUGUACGGAACAAAUCCGACGAACUUGUGGGUUAAUGUCGAUACGAUUGGGGCUUUUAUGACCCUAUCAUCACUCCUUUUGGAAGCAACGGGCAAUGGCACUUACUCGGACAGUGCCGGACAAUCAUUUCAAUUCAUUCGUUCACAUCUCUAUGAUGGCAACAUAAUACGCGACCGCAUUGACCUCGCUACAUGCACGCAGAUGGACUUGCAGUCGUCCAACUCUGGCUUUGUCAUUGAGGGGCUUAGUGUGUACGUGAAUACGACCAGCAAUGGUCCUGCGUCUGACCUCUUGAAGGACUUGAUACCUUCGGCGAUGAAGUUCGCACAGUGGACCGGGUCGGAUGGUAUUGUGUUCGAAAACGAUAAUGCAUUCGAGACUGCGAACAAAGGCACUUACAUUCGCGGGUUACAUGAAGCCUGGUCGCGAUUGGAUAAGAAUUCUGACCUAGCCAAACUCAUUCAGAGCUACGUGAUCGUUCAGUACAAUGCAUUGCUUGACCUUGCGAAAUCGCCGAACAAUAAUUUCUAUUCAAUGAGUUGGGGAGGUCCGCAAGCGACUCGGUUACUCCCGUCGGGUCAGUAUUUCGCGGCGAGUGUCCUGAAUUCUGGCCUUGCUAUGACGGAUAACAGCACAACCGGGUUCGUGAGUACAUACGAGUCUCCACUUAGCACAUCCGAACCUCCGACAAGUUCAGGCAAGCCAACCCCCACCAUGGACAUCUCGGCGGCUCGUCAUCAUAUCAGCACUGGACUGAUUGUAGGCGCAACAUUAGGGGGACUGGCACUUGUAACCAUCUUGAUUUUGAUUCCCUUGUGUCUUAUCCGUUCGGGGCGUAAAGCACGGGUACGUAGCAUUCUCGACACCCGUGGAAUGCACCCCUAUUUGGAUCGCCGUUGGUCUGCUCGGAUCGCAGAAGGAGAGGCUAUUCCAUAUCCUUUGUUGCUUUCUACAAUGGCACCGUCAGGGUCAUUACCUUUCAGAGAUAAGGCGCACCCUGUAUUGCCGCCUCCAGCUAAUCCUCCCGACCAUCAAGAAAAUAGCGAGCAAGACUCCAUUCCCGAGCUUUUGAAUCAGCUGAAUCGAGCAAUGGCCCACGGACGGUCCAUGAAUAUCGUUACGUCUGGUAGUACGGCUGGGUCAAGCAUCAGUGCUCCACCUGAAUACAAUCAUGUAGUCCUUUGACACACUCUAUGAUAGUUACUAUUUUAGAUGAAAUACAGAUUCUUGUUGAAU
Somion occarium is the source of this 3146-nucleotide messenger RNA. The record is from the annotation of a GenBank genome assembly. Lineage: Eukaryota; Fungi; Basidiomycota; Agaricomycetes; Polyporales; Cerrenaceae.